Messenger RNA from Urocitellus parryii (Arctic ground squirrel), 2997 nucleotides. The record is from RefSeq and is a predicted model, not a curated record. Lineage: Eukaryota; Metazoa; Chordata; Mammalia; Rodentia; Sciuridae.
CCCUUCAGUCUGCAGGAACUUCGCCUACCCACCUGAUUCCCACCGUGGAAGGGGAGUUUCUGGUUCCGCCCUGCAUCUAUUUUCUCGACCCCAAUUUGGGAGUGGGUGUCAGAUUCCCGGUAAGGGCGGGGUAUCGGUGGCCCAGCCUGAAGGACGUGGGGACAUGGGCCAGAGUGGCCAGCCCCAUACACUGACAGGACCGAACCUGAGCUGUGCCGACCGACCCCCGGGAUGGCGGAAGCACACCAGGCCGUCGCCUUCCAGUUCACUGUGACCCCUGACGGGGUCGACUUCCGGCUCAGUCGGGAGGCUCUCAAACACAUCUACUUGUCCGGAAUCAACUCCUGGAAGAAACGCCUAAUUCGCAUCAAGAAUGGCAUCCUUAGGGGUGUGUACCCUGGCAGCCCCACCAGCUGGCUGGUUGUCGUCAUGGCAACAAUGGGUUCCUCCUAUUACAAGGUGGAUAUCUCCAUGGGUCUGGUCUGUUGUAUCCAGAGUUGCCUCCCUGAGAGGUGUGGCCCCUACCAGACCCCGCAGACCCGGGCACUUCUCAGCAUGGCCAUCUUCUCCACUGGGGUCUGGGUGACAGGCAUCUUCUUAUUCCGCCAAACCCUAAAGCUGCUUCUUUCUUACCAUGGGUGGAUGUUUGAGAUGCAUGGAAAGACCAGUCACUUCACCAAGAUCUGGGCUAUCUGUGUCCGCCUUCUGUCCAGCCGGCGGCCUAUGCUGUACAGCUUCCAGACAUCUCUGCCCAAACUUCCUGUCCCCAGCGUACCAGCCACAAUUCAGCGGUACUUGGAGUCUGUACGGCCCUUGUUGGAUGAUGAGGAAUAUUACCGCAUGGAGACACUGGCCAAGGAAUUCCAGGACAAGACUGCCCCCAGGCUGCAGAAAUACCUGGUACUCAAGUCAUGGUGGGCAACGAACUAUGUGAGUGACUGGUGGGAAGAGUACAUCUACCUUCGAGGCAGGAGUCCCCUCAUGGUGAACAGCAACUACUAUGUCAUGGACCUUGUGCUGGUCAGGAACACAGAAGUACAGGCAGCCCGCCUGGGAAAUGCCGUCCAUGCCAUGAUCAUGUAUCGCCGCAAACUGGACCGUGAAGAAAUCAAGCCUGUGAUGGCACUGGGCAUAGUGCCCAUGUGCUCCUACCAGAUGGAGAGGAUGUUCAACACCACCCGCAUCCCGGGCAAGGAAACAGAUGUGCUGCAGCACCUCUCCGACAGCAGGCACGUGGCCGUCUACCAUAAGGGCCGCUUCUUCAAGGUGUGGCUCUAUGAGGGCUCCCGCCUGCUCGAGCCUCGGGACUUGGAAAUGCAAUUCCAGAAGAUCCUGGAUGACCCCUCCCCACCCCAGCCUGGGGAGGAGAGACUGGCAGCCCUCACUGCAGGGGGAAGGGUAGAGUGGGCACAGGCACGCCAGGCCUUCUUCAGCUCUGGCAAGAACAAAGCUUCUCUGGAGGCCAUCGAGCGGGCUGCGUUCUUUGUUGCCCUGGAUGAAGAGUCCCACUGCUACAACCCUGAUGACGAGGCCAGUCUCAGCCUCUACGGCAAGGCCCUGCUGCAUGGCAACUGCCACAACAGGUGGUUUGACAAAUCUUUCACUCUUAUCUCCUUCAAGAAUGGCUUGUUGGGCCUCAACACAGAACAUGCGUGGGCAGAUGCCCCCAUCAUUGGGCACCUUUGGGAGUUUGUCCUGGGCACAGACACCUUCCACCUGGGCUACACAGACACUGGGCACUGUCUGGGCCAACCAAACCCGAUGCUCAUACCUCCUCAGAGGCUGCAGUGGGACAUUCCUGAGCAGUGUCAGGUGAUCAUCGAGAGAUCCUACCAGGUGGCCAAGGCACUGGCAGAUGAUGUGGAGCUGUACUGCUUCCAGUUCUUGCCCUUUGGCAAAGGCCUCAUCAAGAAAUGUCGGACCAGCCCUGAUGCCUUUGUGCAGAUCGCCCUGCAGCUGGCUCACUUCCGGGACAAGGGCAAAUUCUGCCUGACUUAUGAGGCCUCCAUGACCAGAAUGUUCCGGGAGGGGCGGACUGAGACCGUGCGUUCCUGUACCAGUGAGUCCACAGCCUUUGUGCAGGCCAUGAUGGAGGGGUCCCACAUGAAAGCAGACCUCCGAGAUCUUUUCCGGAAAGCUGCUGAGAAGCACCAGAAUAUGUACCGCCUGGCCAUGACAGGGUCUGGAAUUGACAGGCACCUCUUCUGCCUGUAUGUAGUCUCCAAGUACCUGGGGAUCAGCUCUCCUUUCCUGGCUGAGGUGCUCUCGGAACCCUGGCGCCUCUCCACCAGCCAGAUCCCUCAGUCCCAGAUCCGCAUGUUUGACCCAGACCAGUACCCCAAUCAUCUGGGUGCUGGAGGUGGCUUUGGCCCUGUAGCAGAUGAUGGCUAUGGGGUUUCCUACAUGAUUGCAGGUGAAAACACUAUCUUCUUCCACAUCUCCAGCAAAUUCUCAAGUUCAGAGACGAAUGCCCAGCGCUUUGGGAACCACAUCCGCCAAGCCCUGCUGGACAUCGCUGAUCUUUUCCAAGUUCCCAAGGCUGACCGCUGAGGACUGGAGAAAUGCCAGCUGCCCUUUCAUCCCCACGUUGUGGAAGAAGGGGCCUGUGACUUGCUUGCAGACACAAGGGUGGCCGUGCCCAGGUGCCCAGCUCUGAGGACAGCUCUGGCAGCAGGCACUCCCCAGGUGGACGCUGCUCCCUGAGGGCCUAGGUGGCCGAGGUGCAACAGGGAGGGAAUUUYGAUUUGAUUUUUUUGUCUUAGUAGAUACUAAUAAAAAUAAGGCUGUGUAAUUCUCUAUUUUUUCUUGGGGAACUAGAAGGCCCUCCCCCUGCCCCAACUCAGGUCAGAAUGGUGGAAAGGAAGGCCUGGUGUGGGGAACUUUUCAUGAGGGGCUUGUGGCCUGCUUUGAAGUGUGUGUAUCUGCAAGUGAAGCCAGCUCUGACUGCUGUCCACACCCUCAUGUGCACUUGGAAUAGAUCAUUGCUCCAGAACCUUC